UUCCCUUCAACUAAAAUAUUGGCUGCAUCAAAUAGACCCCCAUCAAUUUUCUAACUACCCAACACCGCCCAUUUCAACUACAACACAACUUUAAAGACAAAAUGUUGUCAUCCAUAGCUGUUGGAAGUUGGAACUUCUCUUUUGUAUACGCUGCCAAAACCCACUAUUUCACUGUUCACAUCAAUGAACCUCCACCUUCCUAACAACUAGCUGUUGAUCUUUCUCUAACAUCCUUUCUUCCACAGAGUACACAGCCUUUUUAUGACAACCUGCAUUUUUGCUAAAAGAGCAAGUUUAGUUCACCUGCCACUCUGCUCACCUUUUCCAAGGGCCCCUUUAUCCUCAGAUCUAAUCUCAAUUUCCAUACUUCAAUUUUUACCAGAUACCCAACAGCUCAAAUAAUUAUCAAUCCUUCUUCUUUCACUUAUACUCAGGUCUUAAGCCAGGCAAUUUUAUCUACAUUAUUGCUAUUUUUCAGAUACCCAACUGUUAUUUUCUCUAAUAGAUAUAUCUUUUGGGCUAUUUGUCAGAUAUCCGAUAUUACGUUUCCUUUAUUUUCAAUAUGUGUUUUGGCAGCCAUCCAUGACUACAUUUUCCUAUUUGUAACGGUCUCAUUUUGUGCACAUUGACUAGUUUCAAACAUGAAGAAACAGUCAGCGAAGUGAAGGUGUGAAAUGUUAUGACAAUGCACAGGCGGGUGAGACCUGUUCAGGUUGAAACUGGAGGGUGCUACUGUGUAGCAGAUGUGGGUCUAACUGUGAUAGAUGCUAAGAAAUGUGUGCCUGGCACACGGCAUUGUGGUCAACCAGAUAUUAAAACAACUGUUCAACCUUCUAAGAGAAAGUCCCAUAAAGGUGAAAAAGCACGGGAGCCUUUAUUACCUUUGAUAUCUGGUCUUCCAGAUGACCUUGCUAUUGCUUGCUUAAUCCGGGUUCCACGAGUCUUCCAUCGAACUUUAAGGCUUGUAUGUAAGAGGUGGCAGCGUCUUUUGACUGGAAAUUACUUUUAUUCUCUGAGAAAGAGCUUUGGCAUAGCAGAAGAAUGGAUCUAUGUAAUCAAACAGGAUCGAGAUGGUCGUGUUUCUUUACAUGCAUUUGAUCCUAGGUACCAAUUAUGGCAGCCUCUGCCCCCUGUGCCUUCUGACUACUGUGAAUCACUUGGUUUUGGAUGUGCUGUCCUUAGUGGAUGUCAUCUUUAUUUGUUUGGAGGGAAAAACCCAUUAAAAGGAUCUAUGAGAAGGGUGGUCUAUUACAGUGCAAGGACGAAUAAAUGGCAUCGAGCACCAGACAUGCUCAGACGGAGGCAUUUCUUCGGUGCCUGUGUAGUCAAUAAUUGUUUGUAUGUUGCUGGGGGAGAAUGUGAGGGCCAUCCCUAUUCCCUGAGAUCUGCAGAGGUGUAUGACCCAAACAGAAAUAAAUGGACCUUUAUCUCUGAAAUGAACACCUCAAUGGUUCCUUUUGUUGGGGUUGUUUAUGAAGGUAAAUGGUUUCUAAAAGGCCUAGGUUCUGAAAGGCAGGUGAUGUGUGAGAUGUAUGUGCCAUCAACAAACCAAUGGACCUCAGUUGAAGAUGGCAUGGUUAAUGGUUGGCAAACUCCAAGUGGCACUCUAAAUGGACAAUUAUAUGCCCUUGACUGUAGAGAUGGUUGUAGAAUGCGAGUGUAUGAUAGUAUAAGGGAUUCAUGGGACAGACUGAUAGACAGUAAGGUUCAUCUUGGUAAUUCUCAUGCACUGGCGGCUGCGGCAUUGCUUCCUCUUGGGGGGAAAAUUUGUAUUGUUCGAAAUAACAUGAGCAUAUCUGUUGUGGAUGUGGCAAAUCUCGAGUGUAACGGGAAGAAAGGUCAGCUCUGGGAGACACUUGCAGGAAAAGGACAGUUUAAAACCUUUGUUACAAACCUGUGGUCAAAUCUUGCGGGCAAAAAUGGGUCAAAAAGUCAGAUCUUACAUUGCCAAGUACUUCAUGCCUAGCUAUCUGGGUUAUGGUUUACCUGAACUUGGACACACUAGUUUAUGAAAUCUAGCGCAUCAUCUGUAGACUAACUGAUGUUCAUUUUUGUCCUAAUUGAAAUCAAAUUAUUUUCGUGCACUUAUCCAAGAAAUGUCCAGGUGUUUAAACGAGGUGGGAUAAACAGUAUUAUGAAAUAAAGCUUUUGAAGGUACCUGCAAAUUUCCCUGGAAAUGAUGCAAGAUCUCUCAGAUAUAGCCCUUAAAUCCUUGGAUAAUAUGAAAGAGUGCAGAGGAUCUUGUUUGAAAAUAUAGGUAUUACAUGUAAGCCAGUCAAAUUAAUGCUUAUGUUGCUUUAAAGUGAAUUAUAUUCAGUCUAACUCUAAACCCUGUAGAUUACUCGCAUAGGAGGCAAUGCUAUAAAAUAAUAUUUUCUAAGA
Molecule: messenger RNA, 2382 nt
Organism: Cryptomeria japonica (Japanese cedar)
Lineage: Eukaryota; Viridiplantae; Streptophyta; Pinopsida; Cupressales; Cupressaceae
Product: F-box/kelch-repeat protein At1g55270
Exons: 3
Coding region: 680-1966 (428 amino acids)
Molecular function (GO): protein binding
Source: RefSeq, a predicted model, not a curated record